Molecule: messenger RNA, 3527 nt
Organism: Ectocarpus sp. CCAP 1310/34
Lineage: Eukaryota; Phaeophyceae; Ectocarpales; Ectocarpaceae
Source: the annotation of a GenBank genome assembly
CGGGAUAGUGGGAAGGCGAGAGGGUAAAACCGGUAAUAGUGAGAAGGGAGUCAUGGUCAAGGGUGGUGCCAGGGGCAGCCUUUCGCGCAAGGAGCUUCGGAAGGCUCACAAGCAAGCAGCCAAGGAGAAGAAGCAACAGCGGCACAUCCUCAAGCAGCAAACUUCUUCCGCGGGAGCAGUGACCACCGGACCCGUUGCAGCAGCUGCUGCUGCCGCUGCUGCUGCUAAGAAGCGAAAGCCCCAAGUAGGAGUGAAGCGAAAGCAGGGGGAUGCGGUUGCUCAGAAGGGUGGUGGCGGUGCAAAUGGUGCUCGGCGCAAGCGGUGGAGGCCAGAGGAGAUUGACCCAAUGAUUGCUGCCGAAGACGCUGAGCUCAAGCGUCUCGAGCGCCUCCUCGGCGUGACCGGACCCAAUGCUAAGAAAAAGCGCGCCAAGCUGGCGAGGGAGAUCGAGGUGGAAGACGGCAUGGGCGACGAGUUCGGGGCUUUCCUCUCCGAUCUGGACCGUAUCGGCGAAUUUGUGGAGGGGGGAGGUGGGAGCGGGUCGAGCGAAGAAGACCGGGCGCUCAUGGAGGCAAAUUGGGACUUUCACGAGAACAUUCCCGAAGACGAAGCCAACAGCGUCACCGGCGGUCCCGUCAGGGCGAUAACCCGGAAGGGGGAAGAAGAGGAGGAGGAGGAGGAGGAGGAAGACGAUGAUGAUGAUGACUUGGGGCUUGAAGGAGGGGGGCGGGAACUGUUGCAUGGUGUCCUCGAUAGCGAAGGUCAAUUUUUGGAAAGCAUUCAAGAGGAGGAGGGGAAAGAGGAGGAGGAGGAUGAGGAAGAAGAAGAUGGGGAAGAAGAAGGGAAGGAAGGGGGGGCUCUGGAGCUCUUGCGAGAUGUCACGGAUCACAAGGGGAAUUUCUCGGAAAGCAUUCAGGAAGGGGAUGGCGAAGCGGGCAAAGGUGAUGAAGACGGGGAAGAAAAUGGGGAUACUGGAGAGGAGGAGGAGGAGGAGGAGGAGGAGGAGGAAGAAGAGGAAGAGAUGAACUCGAGGUCGCCCGACACAACAGGGUACGGGGACGAAGACGACAGUCCAGGGACGCCGGCAGCCGAGGAAGAGAGUGAGGACUUCAAGCGGCACACGUACAAACCCAAGCCCGGGCAGGACAUCUACGGGCGGACAAUAGGGCCUACCAAGGGCGGUGCGGCACCCGCCGCGUACGUGCCCCCUCACUUGAGGGCGGCCGCGGCAGCCGCAGAGGGAGGGACGGCGUCCGGAGGCACUGCUGCGGACAAGUUUGGCGGAAACGUUAAGCGUGCCGAGGUCCAACGAGUGGUAAACGGUAUCAUGAACCGCCUAUCUGAGGAUACCCUGGAACCCGUGACGGCUCGUCUACGGGAGGCGUACCGCGGGCACAGCACCACGGAGGUUAACGAGGCGCUCUGGCAGGCUACCAGGGCCGUCUGCGUCCAUGACAAGCACGUGAUGACCACGCUCAUCCCUUCCUUCACCGCGGUCAUAGCCGCCCUCAAUAUCUCGCUCGGCGCUGACGUGGGUGGUUUUUUCCUGGAGAUCAUCGCGAAAGAGCUCAAGGCAGAGGUUUGGGGAGCCACCGGCGAAAGGGGCGAGAGUGGCUGUGCCGGCGGUUCCGGCAGCGCGCGACGAGGGGGCAGGGGCACGGGUUCCAACCUCCUGCUCCUUCUGGCCUACCUGUACAACUACGGCGUUGCUCACUGCACGCUCGUGUAUGACAUCAUCGGUCUACUAGUCGAUGCGUUUGGUGCGAACGAAAUGGAGCUCCUGCUGCUGCUGCUCCGACACAGCGGUUACCAGCUGCGCUCCGACGACCCGCAGGCGCUCAAGCAGAUCGUCGCCCUGGUGAAAGAGAAGUCGGCCGCCGCUGUCGCCGGCUCGGGUACCGAGGCGGUCAUCCCCGAGAGCGACGUUGGCGAGAAAAGCUCCAUUGCCGAGGAGACCGACCGAUGGAAGGAGGCGUUCGCCUCUUGCCAGCCCCGCGGCGACCGUGACAACGACGCAGACGGCAACGCAACCGCCGCCGCCGCCGCUGGCGCGAAGACCGCGCUCGGAGGGUCCCGCGCCCGCUACAUCCUCGACACGAUCCUCGAACUGCAGGGCAACAAGCGCAGCCGGAUCCAGGAGCAGGGGCAGGAGUCCGGCCGUCGCGUGCGCAAGUGGCUUGGCUCCGUCAAGGCCGCUAAAGGCGGCGGGGGCGGCGGUGCCGGCGGCGGCGGCGACGCGUCGCUGAGGGUGACCUGGUCGGAGCUCGUGUCUACGGAGAAUAAGGGCCGUUGGUGGCGGGUCGGCGCGGCCUGGGCGGGACGAGGGGAGUCCGCAUCCUCAUCCCCGGCAGUCGCGACAGUGGAAAGUCGAAACGGCGGAGGCGUAACUUCGGCGGGUGGAAGCACCGGCGGCGGCGGUGCGAACGAUAGCGAGGCGGUGGGGCUCCUGGCCCUGGCGGCCAGGCAGCGGAUGAACACCGACGUUCGGCGGUCUGUCUUCGUGGCGAUCGUCGGCAGCUCGGACUGCGAAGACGCCCUCGAGAAGAUCCUCCGGCUUAACCUGAAGGGGGCGCAGGAGCGGGAGAUCGCUAGGGUGAUCGUAGAGUGCUGCAGCCAGGAGGAUUCAUACAACCCGUUCUACGCCCACCUGGCGGAGCGUGUGUGCGAUCGCCAGCCCAAGCUGAGGUUCACGUUUCAGGUGGCGUUCUGGGAUGCGCUCAAGACUCUCGACGACGGUGCUGCGCGACGAGCGGGGAGCCUCGCCCGCCUUAUGGCCCAUCUCGUUGUCCGGAAGCAACUGUCGUUGACCGUGCUAAAGACGGUGGACGUCCAAGAGCUAUCUCAAAGUAGACUCCUCCUCAUGCGAGUUUUUUUCCAUGAGAUCAUUGCCGCAGGCGACGAUGCUGCCUUCAUGGAGGUGUUUCGACGACUUGCACGGCCAGCGGGGACGAAGGAAGGCGGGGGCCACUCGGCCGCGAGAGACAACGCCCUCGUGUUCUUGCGGGGACACCUGGGACCCGCCCCCGACGGCUGGGACCGCGACAGGCGGAAGUCGUUUCGAAAAAGGGUGAAAGGGGCGUGUCGGCUCAUCGAGGCAAUCAUCACCGCGGACGAGCUUGGAUGAUCGAACUGAUGCGGUUUUGUGGUGCUUGUUGUUGGGGAUGGGUACAGCAGUAGGUGGGGGGGGGGGGUUACGAGCUUUGGUCAUGUUGUGACAGAGGUUGGAUUGUGGUAGCAAGACCCCGAUGUGUUCGUCUGUUAGCAUAUCGUGGCUCUUCUAGCGUUUUCGCCCUGUUUACAGCUCCACAGUAUCGCGCCACUACGAAGGGGAUGCGAAAGCAUCGCACUUCUACGUAGAUGACGGGCAAUUGCUCGGACACCUCGGGGCUUCCCGAACCCGUUUGUAUGAGAGUUGUCGCUGAAGUUGCCUGGCCAAGGCAACAACGCCGACACGGACAAAACUUUCAGCGUGGGGUAUUUACGCAUGGGCAACGAGUAAUUUAGGGUUUUGGCAAGGGAUACAGCGC